Tinamus guttatus (white-throated tinamou) is the source of this 1770-nucleotide messenger RNA. Lineage: Eukaryota; Metazoa; Chordata; Aves; Tinamiformes; Tinamidae. The record is from RefSeq and is a predicted model, not a curated record.
AUGACCCCAGCGGGUCGCCGUGGGGAGCGAAGGCCCUUGCUGGCAACGGGCAGGGCCUGCGAUGGGUCACCGCUCAAGGGACGCUGGGCGGCAUGCAUGGCUGUGCUGGUGGUGGAGGGCCUGGAGCGGGCGGCUUUCUUCAGCAUCACAGCCAACCUGGUGCUUUACCUCAACAGCAGCACCUUCAACUGGGGUGGCCCCCAGGCGUCCCGUGCCUCCCUGCUCUUCCUGGGGGCUUCCUACCUACUCUCGCCUGUUGGCGGCUGGCUGGCGGAUGUCUACCUGGGCCGCUAUGGCACCGUGGCCCUGAGCUUCUUCCUGUACCUCCUGGCAGCUUGCCUGCUGCCCACCACAGCCUCACUCGAUGGGCGCCUCUCCCUGUGUGGGCAGAUGCCCUCCUACUCCAUCCAAAAUUGCUCUGUGGAUCACAGCAAGACAUGUCUGGGUCAUCCCCAGUACCAGUACUGUGCUCCCGUGGUCUACUCCGGCCUCCUGGUUUUGGCUCUGGGUGUCAGCUCUGCCAGAGCCAACCUUACCUCCUUUGGCGCUGACCAGGUGACUGACCGGGGUGAGGACACCACACGGCGCUUCUUCAACUGGUUCUAUUGGAGCAUCAACAUAGGGGCUGUCUUCGCUCUUCUGGUGGUGGCCUUCAUCCAGCAGAACAUCAGCUUUUUGGUCGGCUACCUCAUCCCUGUUGCUUGCCUGGGCUUAGCCCUCCUCAUCUUCCUCCUGGCCACCCCCACCUUUGUUACCAAGCCCCCCACAGGCAGCCAAGUCUCUGUCAUGAUCAAACUAGCUUUGCAGAGCUGUGGCUGUACCUGGCUGGGGGGCAACAGGGUCAGGUGAGACAGGUCUGGGGGUUCUUUCCCCAGUAGCAGAGCACAACCCGGGGCUCCAUCUCAUGAGGAAGACCUCGCCAACUUCCGGGUGAUGACCAAGAUCCUUCCCGUGAUGCUGACUUUCAUCCCUUACUGGAUGGUCUACUUCCAGAUGCAGUCAACCUAUUACCUGCAGGGCCUACACCUCCGCAUCCCUAGCAUCUUCCAGCACGGCCAGGCCCAUGCCAGCACUACCCAAAACUACAUGUUCCCAGAUGCCUGGCUCCUCCUGGCCAACGUGGUGGUCUUACUGGCUUUGGUGCCCCUGAAAGACCGUGUCAUUGACCCAUUCUUGGUAAGGUGGAAGCUGUUGCCGUCAGCACUCAAGCGAAUGGCCCUGGGCAUGUUAUUUGGCCUUGCCUCCAUCCUCACAGCAGGGGUCCUGGAGAGGGAGCGCCUGCAGUAUGUGCAUCACAACCAGACUGUCUCGCAACAUAUUGGCAAGGACAGUUACGUGGCCGCCUCGCUGCCCAUCUGGUGGCAGAUCCCCCAGUACCUGCUCAUCGGCAUCAGUGAGCUGUUUGUCAGCAUCCCAGGCCUUGAGUUCGCCUACUCUGAGGCCCCCAAGUCCAUGAAAGGAGUCAUCAUGGGUCUCUUCUUCUUCAUCUCCGGGGUGGGCUCACUCCUGGGCUCUGGGCUGUUGACCCUCCUCUCCCUGCCUUCGCAUGGAUGGAUGCACUGCCCAGAGGACUACGGGAAUAUUAACAACUGCCACAUGGACUAUUACUUCUUCCUGCUGGCGGGCAUCCAGUUGGUUACCUGCCUUCUCUUCGCUUGGAUCUCUGUGCACUAUGAAAAACAGCCACAGCAGCCUGGCACUUGUCACCUCUGCGUGGAGCAGGAGGAGGACUGAUACUAUCAGAGGUGACCCAAGUCUUGUCCCCAUUCC